Lampris incognitus (smalleye Pacific opah) is the source of this 2971-nucleotide messenger RNA. It is a transcript of the gene pkma, whose product is annotated as pyruvate kinase M1/2a. Gene Ontology annotation, molecular function: potassium ion binding; magnesium ion binding; pyruvate kinase activity. The transcript has 11 exons. NCBI's taxonomy places the organism in Eukaryota, Metazoa, Chordata, Actinopteri, Lampriformes, Lampridae. Gene Ontology annotation, biological process: glycolytic process. Bases 80 to 1678 code for a protein of 532 amino acids. Gene Ontology annotation, cellular component: cytoplasm. The record is from RefSeq and is a predicted model, not a curated record.
UGGGUGCAACGGCAGUGCAUCAGUCCGCAGUCGCUCAGCGUUGAAAGAAGGGACAUCUCCAGCUGCACCACUAAUCGCCAUGCCUCAGCUAAAGUCUCUAGACAUGGGGUCUGCCUUCAUCCAGACCCAGCAGCUCAACGCUGCCAUGGCAGACACCUUCCUGGAACACAUGUGCCUACUGGAUAUCGACUCAGAGCCCACCACUGCACGCAACACUGGCAUCAUCUGCACCAUCGGGCCGGCUUCCCGUUCUGUGGAAAUGCUGAAGGAGAUGAUCAAGUCUGGAAUGAACAUUGCACGCUUGAACUUCUCCCAUGGCACCCAUGAGUAUCAUGCAGAGACCAUCAAGAACGUACGUAAGGCCUGUGAGAGCUUUGGACCUGGCAGCAUCCACUACAGGCCCGUGGGCAUUGCCCUGGACACCAAGGGCCCAGAGAUUAGAACGGGACUGAUUAAGGGUAGUGGUACAGCUGAGGUGGAACUGAAGAAGGGCAACAUGAUCAAGCUGACCCUGGAUGAUUCCUAUCAGGAAAACUGUAGUGAAGAGAUCCUUUGGCUGGACUACAAGAAUAUCACUAAUGUGGUGGAGAUAGGCAGCAAGAUUUACAUCGAUGACGGACUCAUGUCCCUGCAGGUUAAGGAGAUCGGCUCUGAUUUCCUGAUGUGUGAGAUUGAGAAUGGUGGCACUCUGGGCAGUAAGAAGGGAGUUAACCUCCCGGGUGCUGCUGUGGACCUGCCUGCCGUCUCGGAGAAGGACAUCAAGGACCUGCAGUUUGGUUUGGACCAAGGAGUUGACAUGGUCUUCGCCUCAUUCAUCCGUAAAGCAGCAGAUGUUAAUGCUGUCAGAGCUGUGCUCGGAGAGAAGGGCAAGGACAUCAAGAUCAUCAGCAAGCUGGAGAACCACGAGGGUGUACGCAGGUUUGAUGAGAUUAUGGAAGCUAGUGAUGGCAUCAUGGUCGCCCGUGGUGACCUAGGUAUUGAGAUCCCCACGGAGAAGGUUUUCCUGGCCCAGAAGAUGAUGAUUGGUCGCUGCAACAGAGCUGGCAAGCCCAUUACAUGCGCUACACAGAUGUUGGAGAGCAUGAUCAAGAAGCCCAGGCCCACCCGUGCUGAGGGCAGUGAUGUUGCCAAUGCAGUACUAGAUGGAGCUGACUGCAUCAUGCUGAGCGGAGAAACUGCCAAGGGAGACUACCCCCUAGAGGCAGUACGCACACAGCACAUGAUUGCCCGUGAGGCCGAGGCAGCAAUGUUCCAUCGGCAGGUGUUUGAGGAUCUGCGCCGCAGCACGCCACACUCCACUGACCCGGCCGAGGCUAUCGCUAUUGGCUCUGUUGAGGCCUCCUUUAAGAUCUUAGCCUCUGCGUUCAUUGUGCUUACUGGCUCUGGAAGGUCCGCCCACCUGAUCUCCAGGUACAGGCCCCGCGCCCCCAUCAUCGCUGUGACCCGUAACGCCCAGACAGCCCGCCAAGCUCACCUGUACCGCGGCAUCUUCCCCGUCUUCUACAACAAGCCCGCCCACGACGUGUGGGCAGAGGACGUUGACCUGCGUGUCAACUUUGCAAUGGAAAUGGGCAAGGCCCGUGGGUUCUUCAAGGAGGGAGACGUCGUCAUCGUUUUAACCGGCUGGCGCCCAGGUUCAGGCUACACUAACACCAUGCGUGUGGUCCUGGUGGCCUAAAUGUUUCAGCAGGGCCACCAUUUAUCUCUUCCUUAUGUAUUCAUCUAUUCUUUGUACCUCCCACCACCAGUUUCACAGCCCUUUUUCUUUUCACUACUUUGGCUCAUAGACUGAAGGCCCAAAAAGUAUAGUCAUGUAGAUGUUAAAACACACCAUACACACCGACUGUCAUGUCCCAGGAGUUGUUUGAUGGUGGCGACUGAAUCCAAAACAUUUCCAGCUCAUAUAAUCUCUCACCUCGAUUCUGUCAACAAAGCCAGUCUCCAGGGCUUCCUUCGAUUUUAUAUUUUUGUUUGUUUGGGGGUUUUUUUUUUACACCCUGACCAGAAACUGCUGUAUUUAUUCACUUUAACGAAUAUACUAGUCCUAACAAAACCAGGCUUAUGAGUUCUGCAACCUGGCCUGUGUGCAUACGCAUAGGGGCUCUUGUCUGGGAAGAGCUGGGAGGAGGGCAGGCUGAUCUUAAGAGAGCACCUGCAACAUUGUAACUGUUUAAAAAAAACCUCAAUACACUCCUUUAUAUGUCUUUCAAACGAACAAAGUGGCAUUCUGAAUCAAAGGGCUCCUCUUAGGGUCCCGCUUCAGCCUUCACCGCUCCCCCAGACAAUCCUCGUGUUGUGCUGUCUAUAUAAAUGGUAUUCUAUUUGCGGGCUUUGACUGUGUUUGUCCAUCUUUAAGUGCUGCACUCCCAAUCUACUGUAGAAAAUGUUACAUUCUGUAUUAUACUUGACUGUCGUGAAAGGUGACAUUUUUUUCUUUUGGCUUGGGCAUCCAUUACUUAUUAUAUUUUGUGUAACUAGAGAGAAAUGUUAGUUUUGGAUGUCCACAUUAGGUCCUUGAAAUUCUGUUACUAUUUUUUUGUGUGGAGAGGGGCGCUAAAAAGCCUUUUAAAUCUGUUUGUAUUUUGAUGGUGUUUUAGUUGGCACUUAAGAACCACCGUACGCGGUUAACUUAAGUUUGACUGACAUGAAUAAGCACUUUUCGGGUCUGUCUUGGGCACCUAGGAGGGAUUGUGAUAAAAAGCUGAAGCACUAUCCCUCUCAGCCCAAGUGGCUGAUGGAUAGAACAUCUAACGUCACGUUUUCCUUCCCUCCGUUCUUCUUUAUCACUUGCUCUUGUUACUGUGUCGGUGACUUAGAUGUGUUUGAGAUUAUAAUUGUUCACCUGCUUUUGAUUGUGACGCUGGGAUGUAAGAGCUUUCAAAAAUCUAAAAAGUAAUUCCAAUGCUUAAAUCUGGUGUACUGAGCUGUUCUACAUGACUGGAUUUCCAUCAAUAAAGGAGAUGAUCACCUA